Messenger RNA from Drosophila grimshawi, 1113 nucleotides. RefSeq lists its product as uncharacterized. NCBI's taxonomy places the organism in Eukaryota, Metazoa, Arthropoda, Insecta, Diptera, Drosophilidae. The transcript has 3 exons. The record is from RefSeq and is a predicted model, not a curated record. Bases 441 to 1022 code for a protein of 193 amino acids.
CCUAGCAAAUCGAAAGGAUAAAACGCGCACGGUGAACACUGUUGCGGGACAUUUGUAUAUUUCUAGUUUUAUAUAUUUUUUUUCUUAUUUACCAAAGAAAAAAGGAAACAAAAAAAACCCAUUCAAGUGUAAACAACAUAAUACUCUGUAUAUAAACAUACAUAUACUCUUAUAUGUAUGGGGAGCAUCGAGCGAUAAAGUACAAAACAGAAUAAUAGAAAAGUUUCAGUGGCAAAAACAAUUACAUGCAAUUGUUUGCGGGAUAUCUGUAGGAGCUGAACAGGCAACGGUUCUUGUUUGUUUCCACAGUUGGUUGCUUUCAAAGGAUGCUUAACUGAAAUUCGACUUGAUACAAAGUACAAUCGAUAUAACAAAAUGUUCCAAACAGUAUCUUUAAACUAAAUACGAUAUAAGAACCACAGAAGCUUAGUAAACUCAGAAUGCAUCAGGUGCUCAGCUAUGAGACGGCUGUGAGGGCCAACAGCAGCUCGCGUGAAUACCGCGAAUAUAUUUCAAAGCGCACCUGCGCCUCACUUCUCCUCACCAUUGGCUUCUUUAUGCUUAUAUCAGGCUACUUACUGGGCAACUUUGUAACGGAACGCAAAUAUCACAUACGCCAGCUGCUUACAAAAAAGGCAAUCAAGCACGGAGAUGGAAGCGGGAAUGGCGUCGGGGACGUGGAUGGGGAUGGGAACCGGUAUGUGCAGCUGAAUAGCGUGGAUUAUGGCAACUUGCAGGAGAUGCGUGCUUAUCAAAAGAACAGGGACCAACUGCUGACUGCCGCCCAGGUGCUGAACAAGCUGCUGCAGCAAGACGAGAGCGAAAAAUAUUUGGCCACAUCCUUAAAUACGGAGAUCUUUAACAAGUACAUCAGCUGCACUCAGGAUAUACCGCCGAAUACGAACAUCAAAGCUAGCCAGUUUAUAGAGCAACUGAUAGAUAAUACCAUUGCCAGACAGCGUGAUUGUAUGCGAAUUAUUCAGGUGGUGAUCGAUAAUCAUCUGGCAAACAGUCAGCUAUGAGUCACGUUAACAAGCUGCCAAAUUGAAAUGAAACGCUACAGUCGAAUCAAUCUGUUUUUAGUUCUACAGCCAAAUUAUAUAUUUAUAUUCU